AUGAGCGCGGAUCCAAUAUCUUCAGCGGCCCAGGAAUAUUUGGCAGUGACAAUAGAUCAACCGCUUGUCGAGUUUGAAAGGAUGAGCCCAUUGACAUCCAAGCCGCGAGGUCCGGGUGUCAACAUUGAUUGGCCGGCAAUCAAGAAGGGCAUGCUGGGACUUUUGGCUUCUAAAAGCUUUCGAUCAGUUGUGAAGGCAACAGCUAUUGUUGUUUGUAUAGUCUUGGCAAUAACAUAUUUGUCGAAGUCCAGGAGGGCACAAACUGCCGAAACAGCUGAGCCUGACGUCUCCACUGAAGACACCAGUUCCACAUCAACAAUCAGCAAGACAAACCCAUUGUCAGCAAUCAUCGCAUCUGUUGCCUCUACGUUAUCAGCGCUUGGAAUCCUUAUAAGAGACAGGAUUGCCAAAAUCCGAGAGAAGUUUCAAAAACCACCUGAAGAAGUUGGAGUUCCCAUGCCAUUCGACAACAACGACGAUGAAGGAUGGGGUGUGUGCACGCUGAGGUCGAAACGAAGACUGGGUAGAUCAUCCUUUGUCCAGUAUGAGUUUGAUUUGCCAGAGUCGGACUACUUCUUGCCAUUGGACCUGGGGCAACAAUUAUCGCUCUGUUGCUUGGACAAUGACAACAACGUUGCAAAGGGUGAGUUCUUUCCCUACAACGUAGAAUCCAAACCUCGUUUUGGGACGUUCUCCAUUCUGGCUCCGAAUCGAACACCGCCCGAGAAUGAGUUUGCUAUUGGGGAUGAUGCAGCCAACUUUGUUCGAGUACUCAAGCAGGACUUGAAAGUAGGGGAUGAGGUUGCACUGAAACCUGGGAAAAACAGACUCGAGUACCGGGGUCAAUACUUGCCUGUCACAGAUAUGGUGUACAUAGCUUGUGGAACAGGGGUUGUUCCAGUGAUGGAUCAAGUGAGAAUGGUUCUACCAUCAACGUCGUCGAGUAGUGUGGAGAGUGUCACCGUGGUUUGGAUCAAUGAAUCCACCAGAGAUUUUGAUGUUACAGCCGAACAACUGGAAAAGGAGUAUCACAGAUACAACACGAAACUGGCUGUUUCAUGCAUUGUGGACGACUUGAGCAAGGGGGAAAGCGCCAUGAACGACAAUCCUGAAAUCUACGAGGCGGUGCCAGACUUCAUUCCUGGAACAAUGGCUGUGCUCUCGGGACCUGUUGCAAUCAUGAGAAAGGCCGUGGAAUACCUUCAAAAGAGAGGGUACCCGUUGGAUUGCAUGUGUAUUCUGUAG
Seminavis robusta is the source of this 1245-nucleotide messenger RNA. Lineage: Eukaryota; Bacillariophyta; Bacillariophyceae; Naviculales; Naviculaceae. The record is from the annotation of a GenBank genome assembly.